AUGCCAGACAUCAAAUACACUGCCGAGGACGACGCUAUCAUUGACCAGUGGGUGCGUGAGAACGUCGCCUCUACUUGGCAUUCCCUGGGAACCUGCAAAAUGUUGCCUCUAGAGUGGAAAGGCGUGGUUGCCGCGAACAUGAACGUCCACGGUGUCACUGGGGUCAAGGUUGCUGAUCUUAGCAUCUGCCCUGCAAACCUUGCUGCACAUACCAGCCACACGGCCAUGAUCAUCGGUGAGAAGGCUGCAGAUAUUCUGAUUAAGGAGUUGGGUUUGGUCCUCUGA
Anthostomella pinea is the source of this 285-nucleotide messenger RNA. NCBI's taxonomy places the organism in Eukaryota, Fungi, Ascomycota, Sordariomycetes, Xylariales, Xylariaceae. The record is from the annotation of a GenBank genome assembly.